AAUUGUUCUUUACCGUAUUCCUUGUAACUUGACUAAUAUUCAAAAUCUGGAAUUAUCAAAAUGUAUAUCAAAAAUUCAUAAUGUGUUUCGACAAAAUGGUAAUCUGUCAAAUUAUAGCUUGGAAUCUUUAAAUGAUGAUAUUGAAUUUGAGCAUAAUGAUUUGUUGAUUCGAGAUGUUGUCGCCGAUCAGGUUAAAACAGUCUGUGCGGCUGAAGUUCAAAAAAGGAUUCCGUCGCAAAAUUACGAUCUAGUUAGAUACCGGAGUAAUCGCGUAUCAGAUGAUGAUGUUGUGAAUAUGGUUCGACAAGAAAUUAGGAAAGCUGUUGAAGAAAUGUUAUACACUUAUUCUCAAGAUAAGUUAAACAAAGCAGAUUUUGCCCUUUCAACUGGUGGUGCGAAAAUUAUUAGUCCGCUUACUUCACCAACUUAUGAACAGUGGCCGACACAAUGGUACAAAAUGGCAUUUGCAAAAUUAACAGGACAUGGAAUUACAAGGGGAAAACCACCUGUCACAGCUCUCCAACCAGAUGUACAUGUUGGACAGUGUUGGCCUUUUGCCGGACAAAAAGGGCAAUUGGCAGUACUAUUGAGUCGACAAAUUUACGUAACUGCUGUAACUUAUGAUCAUGUUAGUAAAACUA
Rhizophagus irregularis DAOM 181602=DAOM 197198 is the source of this 641-nucleotide messenger RNA. The record is from RefSeq and is a predicted model, not a curated record. Lineage: Eukaryota; Fungi; Glomeromycota; Glomeromycetes; Glomerales; Glomeraceae.